AUGGGGCACUAUUCCUCCCACUGACACCAACGAUGGGGCACUAUUCCUCCCACUGACACCAUGUGAUGGGGCACUACUCCCCCCACCGACACCAACGACGGGGCACUACUCCCCCCACCGACACCAACGAUGGGGCACUACUCCCCACCGACACCAACGAUGGGGCACUACUCCCCACCGACACCAACGAUGGGGCACUACUCCUCCCCACCGACACCAGUGAUGGGGCACUACUCCUCCCACCGACAUCAACAAUGGGGCACUAUUCAUCCACUGACAACAUCAGUGAUGGGGCACUACUCCUCCACUGA
Staurois parvus is the source of this 311-nucleotide messenger RNA. Lineage: Eukaryota; Metazoa; Chordata; Amphibia; Anura; Ranidae. The record is from the annotation of a GenBank genome assembly.